Glarea lozoyensis ATCC 20868 is the source of this 4740-nucleotide messenger RNA. Its product is annotated as Sec7. Gene Ontology annotation, biological process: regulation of ARF protein signal transduction. The transcript is spliced from 3 exons. The record is from RefSeq and is a predicted model, not a curated record. Gene Ontology annotation, molecular function: guanyl-nucleotide exchange factor activity. The coding region runs from base 1 to 4740 and encodes 1579 amino acids. NCBI's taxonomy places the organism in Eukaryota, Fungi, Ascomycota, Leotiomycetes, Helotiales, Helotiaceae.
AUGCAGUCGUUUGAGAAUUCGGCAACGCCAUCUACAAAGCGUCUUGGAGUGUCGUUGAAUGUCGAUACGGGCUAUAAAGGGAAACGAGUCGAUAGGUCGCCGCCUCGAACGCCUGCCGCCCAAGACCCUCAGUCGAGCACCUCCAAUAUCCCCGAUGUCAACAAGGCGCUAAAACCGCAAAGACAAACCUUCCUCGAUGACAUUACUCCAAUUGACCCGACUUCGAGCAAAGACAGUGAUACCGUGCGAGGUAAUCACAGCCGGGACUCUCAUGAUCUUUCAUUGUCGCCUCGGCAGGUCACUCGCGAUUCACUGGUAGACCACAUGCUACUCUCUUUGGAUCAGUUCUCCUUUGGACAGGAAGGCGACGCGUUCGACAGGCAGCCGACCGUGGACGAGGAACAGCUGUAUUCCACCUUUGGCGACGAGGAACAAUACCAAACAACAUCGAACUUUGCGCCUCGAGGCGGUCGGGUUGGACACAGUUAUUCAUACAGCUCCGAUUAUGAGCAGGCCGACGACGCGAGUCGAUACUCAGGCCCAUCGCGUGGGCGCAGGAGCAACAGUAGUUCGAACUUUCAAUCGGGCCUAGGAAGGAUCAACAGUCUUCGUAACGAAGGGGCCACUGCUAGUUUUGUUUCGAAUCGUGCCCCCGUACCUAUUCCACCAAGGGGCCUACAUUCGCGGAGCGGCAAGGGGAGCAAAGGGAGCAGCGCAAAUAGUUUUGAUCUUGGAUACGCUCAAGUUACAAGCAAUCAACGUUGGGCUCAUGGACUUGCUGGCCGGUCGUCGAGCUUUGAUUACGGGAUGGAGCGUCAGGCUACAAUGACUUCCCAAAUCACCGCAAUGCCCACACAGCAUGCUCCGGCUUUUACAUACGAUUACGAUGCUGCCCCGACUCCGACAAUUCCAGGAGGACCUCGGAGGCUUCGACCUGCCUCCCCAGUGAUGAUCCCUCCUGCACGAGAACCUCCAUCACCUGAAGAACAAAUAACUCCUGAAUUCCAGAGAUUGGAGCGUAAAAGAAGCACGAAAUCGUCCAAAAGCGCAUAUGUGGGAAAGGAGGCUGCGAGCUUGACGAACGGUGGAAGGCUUGACUAUGGCCUUCAUGAUAGCACUCGUGAACUGCCACCCAUGCCAGCAUUUAUCAGAGAACCUGCACCAGCUCCCUUGGUAGGAUAUGGAAAAGUGAAAGACGCGCCAACCCAAUCGCAAUUAACACCGCAACCGCCAAAGGACAGGCCAGGCUUUUUCCGCAGAGUAUUCGGUGGUUCGAGAAACAACGUCAAUUCUGUUAGCACCCCAGAUCCUCCGCCCUCGCACGGAUCCACGACUUCAACCGAAACAACGAACCGACCUAGUAGCAGAACUCACCACAUUGCUAACCAGAUGAAGUCUCAAUCUCUGCCUCCACCUCGGGAUACUCCUCUUCCAGCGAAAGAAAAUGCACAUGUCUUGAGUAAAAAGUCCUCUUCAUUUUUCCGGAGACGAAAGAAGUCUGUUGCCGAGCCAGACCCGAUGCCUGCGCCACUGACAGCGCCCCCGGUGCUGCUUCAAAGCGAGCUGGAUGGACGGACAGCACCCAGUCCCGUCAGUAGCCUGCGAAAAGUGAUGAACCCAUACCUUCGGACACCAGCCAGAAGCCCGAACGAUCCUAACCGCCAUUCAGGCAUCGACAGGCAGAUGAAUGAGAGUCCGGAUUUACAGCGCUCAGCGAGAGGAUUUUCCCCGGACUAUGAGCCCGACAAAAAUGCUACGAUUAGAGCUGUGCGAUCCAACCCCCGGGGAACACCUAGUACCGCCCCUUCAUCCUCUAGCUCAGUCCAAAAACCCUUUCUCAGCGUUGGCCCAAGCGGCCUUGUUGGUACCUUUCUCAACGAUGCUAGCGAUGAUGGACGCAGUAAUGCGUCGCAGACAGGUCCGUUCACCAAAGAUGUCCCAGAGACGGAACAUGUACGCGUUAAUGUUCCCCCACCUGUUGUACAGACAAGUACAACUUCGUCGGUGAAACGAGAUAUGGCACUUGUCGCAGGGUACGAAAGGACUCAUUCGAAGCCUUCGCUAGCGAACACUCAGUCAGAUGCCAUUGCCCGGUCACCAAUCUUGGAGUCGCCAAGGAGCAAUAUCGCACCCCAAUCUCUGCCACCGCAAGUCGUGAAAACAGACGGCACUAAAGACGCAGACUGGGUGAUAUUGACGCCAACUAGGAACACCCAGCCAAUAGAAAAGGAGAAUCGGGUAUGGUUGGAGCCCUCAUCUGACGAAGAAGAAGUCAUUUUGGCUGGUUCAAAGCUGUCCUUGCCCUCUCCAACUGCAAGAUCCUCUGGCUCUACUGACGGCCCAUAUAUGUCUGCAACAAGUCUACCUGUUGUUCAAGUUGAGGGCGAGCAUGGAAGUGCACCGCCAUCUCCGCAACUACUCAGCGCAGUGGAAGCUAUUAGAUCGCUAGACGACUCACUCUUGAAUGACACAACCCCUACCGAAAAUGACCGUGAGAAAGCUAAGAAGAUAUACGACGGAAAUGAGGAUUUUAUUCAAAAAGAGAGAGCAGCAGCAUGGAUGGGUGAAGAGGGUGUUGUUCGUGCGAGAACCCUAAUUGCGUAUAUGGAACUGUACGAUUUUUCCAAUAUCAACAUCUUGGCCGCUCUGCGUCUCCUAUGCAGCAAGCUCGUACUGAAAGCGGAGAGCCAACAGGUAGACCGGAUCUUGGAUGCGUUUGCGCAGCGAUGGUGCCAGUGCAAUCCCAAGCAUGGCUUCAAAGUUACUGAUGUCGUGCACACGAUUUGCUACUCAAUACUUCUGCUCAAUACAGAUCUACAUAUGGCCGAUAUCGAGCAGAAAAUGACUCGAAGCCAGUUUAUCAAGAACACCAUGCCAACGAUUCGACGAAGUGUUGCGGAGUCCGCUCCAAAUGCGUUCGAGACGAGACCGUCAGUGCUCCCCGGGAAAAGUUCCACUUUUGAUCCCGUGAGAUCCGGAGAAGCCUUGUCGAAGCCAGAACGAACUUCGAUUGAAGUAGAAAAAGCUCCGUCAUCAUGGAGAACUUCCUUUAAGCCCCCUGUCAGGUCAGACUCUGAAGGUGGCAUCGCGCCAACACCUUUGGACUAUGACACUCCGAUGGACGAUUGUGGACCCCUGGUGAAAGCACCCUUCCAUGGUACGUUGCGUACUUGGGAGGUUCAAGUCGAAAUUGUACUCAAAGAUUUUUUCAAUUCCAUUCGGGCAGAGCGACUUCCGCUGUUCGGGGCCACUGUAGAAAAACCUCACCUCCAAGCACCAUCAACAAACAGCCUGGCCGUAUUUGCUAACGGCGUCUUACGGCGAACUCCAAGUGUGCUGAGCAAAUCACCCUCCGAAGCUCAGAGUAACUACGCACGUGGAAGGACCGCAGAAACUGUGCGCGUCGGGAAAGGGCAGUGGGGAACUAAGAAUCGUUCGAGACCUCGUUUGUAUGGCAAUGGAGGUCUGGGCUCUAGUCGUACCAGUCUCGAUGAUCAGUCAUCGAUGUGGAGUCCGUCCGUCUCUUCAAGUACGUGGAGCAAGUAUUCCCUUGGAAAGACUCAGACUUCCAUGUCUGUCGAUUCUCUUGGUUCAAGUUAUCCCCAGGGCGAUUAUCAGCAAUCUAUUGGAUUUGCAAAUGCCUUGAGCCAAGCGAUUAUUCGCGAAGAAGCCAUUAGCAGCGUCAACAGCAAUGGCAGUGAUCGCGAAGAAGUUCGCAUCGCUCCCUUGCUCGAAGACGAAUCGUUAGAACUUGCUGGUUCACCUUGGGCAAAGGAAGGGAUCCUCAAGCACAAGCAUCACCUGGAAGCACUGGGCAAGAAAGCCAAGGAUCGCAACUGGAAUGAAGUAUUUGCUGUUGUCGAGAAGGGAUAUCUGAGCCUUUUCUCCUUCUCAUCAAAGAGCAUGCGCAAUAAAUCCAAAGGCAAAGCUAUUGGUGGUGUCGUGGGAGGUGGAAAUUGGCAAGAGAACGCAGAGAGUCUCGGGUCAUUCUUGUUGAGACAAACCAUUGCUAGUGCUCUCCCAUCACCUGGUUACUCCAAAGCACGACCUCAUGUAUGGGCUCUAUCCCUACCAACUGGAGCGGUACAUCUUUUCCAGGUCGGUACUCCUGAUAUUGUCAAGGAGUUCGUCUCGACAGCCAAUUAUUGGAGUGCACGCUUAUCAAAUCACCCAUUAGUCGGUGGCAUCAGCAACAUCGAAUAUGGUUGGUCUGAGAGUAUUGUAAACAACGCCCUUGUCACUGCUAUCAACGACUCAACAGCAUCUAGACCGUCAACGAGCGGUGCCAGACCAAGCAUGCAGAGUUCUCUGAGAUCCAGAUCUAGUGUUGAUCACGGCAUAGGAGGCAUUCGUGCAAGAUUACCAGGGGACAAGAUAUCAAUCUCGGACUGGUCGCCACCUACACAAAGUAUGCGUGCUAGUAAUCUGAUGGAAGCGGAUCAGCUUCAGACUCUAAGCUCAUACGUGGCUGGUAUUGAGGAAGAGUUGCAAAAGCACAAUCAACUGCGAAGUCCCAUGCUUUUAGCUUUCACACCACGCCACCCCAAUGCCCAAAAGGCCAUGGCGAAUUGGGAGAAAAAGUCUUCAUAUCUCCUUCGUGAGAUUGUGAAAUUUCGAACGUAUAUCGAUUGCUUGACGGCCGCUGAUGCAUGUAAGCAAAAAGUUUACGCUGAACGAGAAGCCGAAAGAGCGCUUGCCGAAGAAUACGACGAAGGGGACAUAACCCUUCGCCCCGAAUAG